This is a messenger RNA of Pseudoliparis swirei, 1827 nucleotides long. RefSeq names its product natriuretic peptide receptor 3 (gene npr3). Gene Ontology annotation, molecular function: peptide hormone binding; natriuretic peptide receptor activity. Gene Ontology annotation, biological process: regulation of blood pressure; vasodilation. The record is from RefSeq and is a predicted model, not a curated record. The transcript has 8 exons. Lineage: Eukaryota; Metazoa; Chordata; Actinopteri; Perciformes; Liparidae. The coding region runs from base 271 to 1773 and encodes 500 amino acids. Gene Ontology annotation, cellular component: membrane.
UGGACGGACACGAGCCACGGGACCAGCUGUAGAGGAGGGGGCGGGGCAACAACAACAACAACUCUAAAUGCAAAAUAAUAACACACACAGUUCGGCAAUCCGCGUCUCUAAAGAGGACAAACACACUAUCAGGAGGCUCUGUCUGCCGCAUGCGCACAGAGGACGCGACUCGGGAAGCAUCUGUGUGUGCGUGCGCGCGUGUGUGUGCGUGUGAGUGUGUGUUCGUGUGUGCGUGUGUGAGCGUGUGGGGGGGCGGGUGCAAGGCGCAUCAUGCCACGCGCCAGCGCGCUGCGCGUGUACCUGUUCGCGCUCCUGCUGCCGCUGGCGACGCUCGCGCAGGACGUGGAGGUGCUGGUGUUCCUGCCGCGGAACAACUCCUACCCGUUCUCGCACGCGCGCGUCGCGCCCGCGAUCCUGUACGCGCAGCGGCGGCUGCGGGACGCGGCGCGCUUCGCCGGCUUCCGCUUCCACGUCCAGUUCGAGGACUCCGACUGCGUCAACGGUGCCAUGUUCGCGCUGGUGGAGCGGUCGUGCGCGCGCAAGCCGGACCUGAUCCUGGGGCCGGUGUGCGAGUACGAGGCGGCGGCGGUGGUGAGGCUGGCGUCCCGCUGGGACGUCCCGGUGAUCUCGGCCGGGGCGCUGGCCGUGGGCUUCGGGGACAAGCGCGGCGAGUACUCGCACCUGACGCGCAUCGCGCCGCCGCACGUGAAGAUGGCGGAGACGUUCGCCGCGAUGUUCGCGCACUUCGCGUGGCGGAGCGCGCUGCUGGUGUACCAGGACGACAAGGCGGAGCGGAACUGCUACUUCACGCUGGAGGGGGUCUACCACCUGAUGGCCGACCUGCGGCUCCAGACCUACGCCUUCGAGGAGCGCGCGGACCCCGACGACGUGCUGCACAACAUGCAGGACUCCGAAGUGGUCAUCAUGUGCAUGGAAGCCGAUCACAUACGAGAGAUCAUGCUGGCCGCUCACAGACGGCGGCUGACCAACGGCAACUACGUGUUCUUCAACGUGGACCUCUUCAACGCCUCUUCUUACGGCAAUGGCUCGUGGAAGAGAGGAGAUCAGUUUGACGGCGAGGCGAGGCUCGCCUACGCUUCUCUGAACACGCUGACGCUGCUCAGGACGGUCAAGCCCGAGUUUGAGAACUUCUCCAUUGAAAUGAAGAAGUCCACAGAACAAGAGGGCGGCCGCGACUGCAACGACUGCGGGAGCGUCAACAUGUUCGUGGAGGGCUUCCAUGACGCCAUGUUUCUGUACGCCAUCGCCCUGCAUGAAGCCAUGAAGCACGGACACAGUCAGAAGAACGGAACGGAGAUCACCUCGCGCAUGUGGAACCGAACCUUCGAAGGGAUCGCUGGCCAGGUGUCGAUGGACGUCAACGGGGACAGGAAUGGAGAUUUCUCUUUGAUGGCGAUGACGAACGUUGAGGCAGGAACCUACGAGGUGGUGGCCAACUACUUUGGUGAAAACAGAACGUUUGAGCUGCUGCCGGCCUUCAACUCGGACCACUUCGCCCUGAAGAGGAGACACGUAGCCCAGAAAGAGAUCGCAGACACUCCAUGUGGACUGGGAGUAUCGGCUUUGACGGGCGUCAUAGUGGGAGCUGUCCUGGGAACGGCCCUGCUCAUAGCCUUGCUCAUAGCCUUCUACUUCUUCAGAAAAAACUUCCGGGUCACCAUCGCGCGCCGCGCGCACAGCGAGGAGGACGACACCGGGAAGCACCGUCAUCUCCGAGAGGACUCCAUCAGAUCCCACUUCUCCACAGCGUGAUCGGUGGCAGCGUCACCCCCCCCCCCCCCACACACACACACACACUGAUAGUUA